CGUUGGGUGGAGGCUGUGAAACUACGAGAGAAGCUAAACUGAGAGUGAGUUUGAGCCGACAAACGCCCUGUUGCGGGCAGGCAGAUUAACCAAGUUAUGUUAAUGGUACUCUAACGCGCCAACACUGUUGUCAGGUUGGAGGUGGGCUGGGAUGCGAUGGUCCAGGAUGCAAAAGUGAAAGAUGUUUCGCAAGGUGAAAAAACGCCACAGCAGCAGUAGCUCUCAGAGCAGUGAGAUCAGCACCAAAAGUAAGUCUGUAGACUCCAGUUUGGGGGGACUAUCCAGGUCCAGUACAGUCGCCAGCCUCGACACAGACUCUACCAAGAGCUCGGGAAACAACACAUCUGAAACAUGUGCAGAGUUCCGGGUAAAGUAUGUGGGAGCCAUUGAGGGAUUGCAGUUUGACAUGAGCAAGAAGCUCCAGGAACCUCUUGACCUCAUCAACUACAUUGACACCGCUCAGCAAGAUAGAAAGCUGCCGUUUGUGCCACGAGAUGAAGAAAUGAUCCUGGUUGUGUCGAAACACGGAGUGAAAGUGGCCUCGCUCGACCAGUAUGAUGUGUUGCACCGCCACCCUCUCUACCUGAUCAUGCGCAUGUUGUGCUACGACGAUGGCCUCGGCACUGGGAAGAACCUCCUGGCCCUCAAAACCACCGACCCUGAACAGGAGGGGUGCAGCAUCUGGGUGUACCAGUGCAGCAGCUCUGAGCAGGCUCAGUCCAUCUGCAAGGUGCUUUCAGCUUCCUUUGACUGUGCGCUUGCAUCAGACAAGUCGUGAGGAUGGCGGGGGAAAAGUAAAACUAGUAAAGGGAGACAACCAUGACUGACGAAUGCAAACCUUUUUCUUUAAUCGAAGUUUUUUUUUUGUUUGUUUGUUUGUUUUCAGUAGAUACUACCUUAAUGGCAUUCAAUAUCUAUCCACUGACCACCACACAAAAAAUCUGAUUUGGACUUUCAGUUCAAGUUGAAAUCUGCUGGGCAACAAAAUGAAAUGGUUGUAUUUAUUUCAAAGUAUUUCAGGUGUUUAGUUGUUUGGUACAACAUAUGCCACAAAGCGGUAGAUUGUGUCUAUGUAGAAAGGCAUUCAUAUUGGUACGAGUCUUUGAAAUGUGGCCGCUGGUCCUUAAUUUGUGAGACUUGAAUUUAUUAAUAGCACACGUUUUGUAUUUGUGACCAAUAAUAUAAGAAAAGAAAUUGCGCUAUGUCCUCUUUUAUUUUAUCCUUCCGCCAUUGUCACUUUCACCCAUUUGUUGUUUGAAAAUGUUUGUGACAUUAAAUGAGUGAAACUUCAUAA
Molecule: messenger RNA, 1294 nt
Organism: Hippocampus comes (tiger tail seahorse)
Lineage: Eukaryota; Metazoa; Chordata; Actinopteri; Syngnathiformes; Syngnathidae
Gene: itgb1bp1
Product: integrin beta 1 binding protein 1
Exons: 7
Coding region: 182-778 (198 amino acids)
Biological process (GO): negative regulation of focal adhesion assembly; negative regulation of substrate adhesion-dependent cell spreading
Cellular component (GO): cytoskeleton; cell periphery; ruffle
Molecular function (GO): integrin binding
Source: RefSeq, a predicted model, not a curated record